AUGGAGAUUCCAGUUUUGCGGAUGCUACGCCACAUACAGUUAGAGUACCCCGUUGACCACCGAAUGGAAUUUCGACUUUAUCAUGUAACCCCAGGAAGUUAUGUCCGAGAAGGACGUCUGCACAAAGGUAGUAUGAAUCGAAUAGUUCUUUUAAUAGACAUGGAUUGCUUCUAUGUCCAAGUUGAACAGCGUUCCCGUCCAGAAACUCUUGGAAAGCCGUGUGCUGUCGCCCAAUAUAAUGGGGAAACAGGGGUGAGUUACGAAGCCAGGGCGGAAGGUGUCAAGCGUGGAAUGUGGGGGAAAACAGCCAUCUCGGUCUGCCCGAAUUUGAUUUUGUUCGAGGUUCCAGAGAAAAGGGGCAAAGCUGAUCUGGCCAAAUACAGAUCAGCUAGCGCUGAAGUUUUCCAGUGCAUUUCGGAACACUUCAAAGACGUGGAGCGAGCAAGUAUUGACGAGGCGUACGUCGAUCUCACAGAGCUUGUCACGUCCACUGUGCAGCAAACUGACUGGACUAAGUCCGAAGCGCAUCAGCCGAAUUCGGAGUCCUUUGUUGUUAUCGACUCCGGAUCAGUGCUGGGAGCUUCAGAAAAUGGAAUGUGCGCUUCGUUGGAUCGCUUGGAUUGGGUGAACUAUCUACAAGAACGCUUUAAUGAUGGAUUACGUUACGCUGUGGCCACGGAAUUAACUCACAAGCUGCGGCAAACUAUUCUAACACGCACUGGGUUUCGGUGUUCCGCAGGUAUAGCUCCAAACAAGGUACGCCAUGUCACCGGCUCAGGGGACGAGAUGGCUCAGUGGUUAGAGCGCAGAUUUAGUGGUCGGAAGGUCCGUGGUUCGAACCCGACCUCUUCCUCUCGAUUUCCCCUGUGUAGGCUUGGGCAACCUGACAGUAUUCCAGCCCUGUGCUUCCUUUGGGUUGCACGGCAGAUAGGCACCGAAAAGGUGUUACAGCUGAACUAUUCCCAUGUACAACCACGAUGCUUGCGACUAACAACACCCACAUGCCACAUCGGUCGCUGCGUUGUGUCGCCAGCCGGGUCACUUGAAUCGCUGCAUACAGCAGCGCAGUCUAAGGAAAACAUGUCACUACUGGCGCUUCCCUUCUUAUACUUUCAUUCUGCUUUCAAACCUGGAAAGCCAUUCUAUUUGGCUGCUUUUAAUAUUCGCACUGAAGCAAGCAGGACAAUAGGUGGUCCUUACUCGUACACUUAUUUUCUCAUUGAUGUAUGCUGUCUGUCAAAAUCAAGGAUACAUGACACAAGCACUGUAAUUGAACUGACUGACCAUGUUCCGGCUGCAAAACUCUAG
This is a messenger RNA of Opisthorchis viverrini, 1308 nucleotides long. RefSeq lists its product as hypothetical. Gene Ontology annotation, biological process: response to radiation; error-prone translesion synthesis. Gene Ontology annotation, molecular function: DNA-directed DNA polymerase activity. The record is from RefSeq and is a predicted model, not a curated record. Gene Ontology annotation, cellular component: site of double-strand break; replication fork; nucleus. The transcript has 8 exons. The coding region runs from base 1 to 1308 and encodes 435 amino acids. Lineage: Eukaryota; Metazoa; Platyhelminthes; Trematoda; Opisthorchiida; Opisthorchiidae.